Messenger RNA from Mercurialis annua (annual mercury), 1668 nucleotides. Its product is annotated as auxin-responsive protein IAA9-like. Bases 192 to 1328 code for a protein of 378 amino acids. The record is from RefSeq and is a predicted model, not a curated record. NCBI's taxonomy places the organism in Eukaryota, Viridiplantae, Streptophyta, Magnoliopsida, Malpighiales, Euphorbiaceae. The transcript is spliced from 6 exons. Gene Ontology annotation, molecular function: protein binding. Gene Ontology annotation, cellular component: nucleus. Gene Ontology annotation, biological process: regulation of DNA-templated transcription.
AAAAAAAAAAGCUUAGUUGCUUUCUGCUUAAUGGAAGAACCCUGAGCUUCUCUUUCUAUUCUGUUUCUUCUCCGUUACCGUUUCCUGCAAUUUUCUACUCUAAAUUUUCUUUUGCAGCGCGUUUUCCGAUCUUCAGGUUCUUCUUCUUCUAGUUUUCCGUAGGUGAAAGAGAAAAAACUGUGAAGGCGUUGAUGACUCCACCUCUGUUGGGUGUUGAGAAGGGGGGGCAAAGCAAUAUUUCUUUAGUGCCCUCUUCACCUUCUGCUGAUUGUAUCUCCCAGAAUGGCUGCAGUUUAAGAGAGCGCAACUAUCUGGGAUUGUCGGAUUGUUCUUCGGUUGAUAGUUCUGCAGUCCCUAGUCUAUCAGAGGAUAAUAAGAACAAUCUCAAUUUGAAGGCUACUGAGUUGAGACUUGGACUUCCUGGAUCUCAGUCUCCUGAAAGAGAUGUAGAAGUUUCCUUGAUGAGUUUGGGGAAACUUGAUGAGAAGCCUUUGUUUCCUUUGCUUCCUGUAAAGGAUGGAAUCUGUUCAUCAUUGCAGAAGCAUAUCGUUUCUGGUAAUAAAAGAGGGUUUUCUGAUACCAUGGAUAGAUUCUCUGAGGUUAAGGGCUCUCUGUAUUCAGAAAAGAACUGGCUGUUUCAUUCAGUUGGGGUUGAAUCUGAAUCUCCACAGUCUAUGGCGCAAGGGAAGUUUUCUGGUGCUUCUGGGAUAAAUGCGAUGCUAUCUUCUAGACCUUCUAAAGGUCAAUCAAGCUUGAUGAAAGAGGUUUCCCAAGAUGUGAAGGAUCGGUCUCUUGCUGCCAAUAGGACCAAACUGAACCAGACUGGGAUUAAUAAUAGCGAAACUGCCCCUGCUGCAAAGGCACAGGUUGUUGGUUGGCCUCCAAUUAAGUCUUUUAGGAAGAACACGUUGGCUACUACUUCAAAGAACAAUGACGAAGUUGAUGGAAAACCAGGUCCUGGUGCUCUUUUUGUCAAGGUCAGCAUGGAUGGUGCUCCUUAUUUGAGGAAGGUAGAUCUAAGAACUUACUCCGUCUAUCGAGAACUCUCUUGUGCUUUGGAGAAAAUGUUCAGCUGUUUUACCAUUGGCCAAUGUGGAUCUCAUGGAGCUCCUGGGAGAGAAAAACUGAGUGAGAGUAAGUUGAGGGAUCUUCUGAGUGGGUCAGAAUAUGUGCUUACAUAUGAGGACAAAGAUGGUGACUGGAUGCUUGUUGGGGAUGUACCAUGGGAGAUGUUCAUUGAAACGUGUAAGAGGCUAAAGAUCAUGAAGAGCUCUGACGCCAUCGGUUUAGCUCCGAGGGCAAUGGAGAAAUCCAGGAUCAAGACAUAGCGUGGUGUUCUAGCUAAGCUCCAAUCAAAGAGGAACGCCGUACUAGAAAGCUGUAUGGCGUAAUUGAUGGUCUGUGUCCGACGUCUCAUUUAUGUUUUCAUUGAAGCAAGUUUGAGAUCUGAUUGCUUUCAAAAACCGUAUUUAUGUUAUUAAGAAAAAAGAAAAUAUGUGGAGUUGAUUUAGUAGCUAUAUAGGAGUUUAGUUUUGUUGAAGUGUUUUUUUGUGUAUUUGCCUUGUAAUGAAUGAGAGAGAUGACUUGAUUGUUGUGCUUUUCUGUGGAAAUUCCCAUAUGCUUGAUCAUCUUCAGGAUAAUAGAAAUUCCAAUGCCCAUUCCUCCAGA